Molecule: messenger RNA, 660 nt
Organism: Penicillium canescens
Lineage: Eukaryota; Fungi; Ascomycota; Eurotiomycetes; Eurotiales; Aspergillaceae
Exons: 2
Coding region: 1-660 (219 amino acids)
Molecular function (GO): nucleic acid binding
Source: RefSeq, a predicted model, not a curated record
AUGGUCGCCGAUCUUGACAUUCUGCUGCAGUCCCGUCUCAAGCAUUGGGCUCAGCAUAACAAGAACAAGUAUCACGAGAAUAUUGUUGUCUACCGUGACGGUGUCUCGGAAAAUCAAUACGAUACUGUCAUUGGAAAAGAGCUCCCUCUGCUCAAACGAGCUUGUGAAACUAUUUACCCAGCUAGCGUCACAAACCGCGGCCUCCCCCGUAUGGCCAUUAUAGUGGUCGGCAAGCGUCACAACACUCGCUUCUACCCUACCGCCGACUUUGACGCAGAUCGCUCCGCAAACCCAAUGCCCGGUACCGUUGUUGACCGUGGAAUAUCAAAGUCCCGACACUGGGACUUUUUCCUGCAGACACACCCAGCGAUUCAAGGAACCGCCCGCCCCGCCCACUACUUUACUGUAUGGGACGAAAUUUUCUCUACUGAUCAGCCAGCGGCAACAGGGGUUUCAGGAGCCGCAGAUGUCCUGCAGGACUUGACCACAAGAUGUGCUAUUUAUUUGGCCGUGCGACCAAGGCGUGACCUUUUUGACCCUAUCCCCUCUGUGACACCAGAGGCAAGUGUUGUGGGAACUGAGAGUGGUCGAAGUCAAUUGCCUGAGAGCCAUCAGGUUGUUGUGCAUCCUAAUGUGAAGGAUACCAUGUUCUACAUCUAA